This is a messenger RNA of Symbiodinium necroappetens, 1089 nucleotides long. NCBI's taxonomy places the organism in Eukaryota, Dinophyceae, Suessiales, Symbiodiniaceae. The record is from the annotation of a GenBank genome assembly.
AUGACGGAGCCCUCCGAGCAAGCGGCUCGCCUACGAGGGGGCGGCACCGGCAUUGAUGCGCCCAAGCCGCCGGAUGCUCGGAAGAAGGACCCUAAGAGUAAGAAGAAGGAUCUGAAGGAGGUGAAAGAGUCUUGGGGCAAAGUCGAUGAGCUCGAUGACCGACAGAAGCACGACAUGGCAGUACUGGGUAAGCAAACAGAUGCACUCCGCAAUGCCAGGGAGCCCAAAAAGAAACGCCGAUCUGAGAGAGAGAGCCUGGAUCCGUCGAUUCGCGAGAUCCUGGAGAAGUACUGUGAGUUUUCCGCGGAGCAGGGUCACUCGAAUGUGUCUUUGCAGAUGCAGCAAGCACUCAAAGAGCUUGCAAGGCAGCUGCAAGCGACAGCGGAACGCGCCGAGAGUGCCGAGGAGACGUUGUCCUCUUUGCAGGCCCAGUUGGAGGAGCAAUCCUCAGCCAACAAGCAGCUGGACAAAGAGAGGCUCUCGGCGCUUCAGAAAGUCGAAGAGCUCCAGCUGCAGGCCCUGGAGCUCCAGAGCCAAGUCGAGUGCCGCGAAAAAGAGCGCCGCCAGGAGGAGGGCGCUCGAGAGGAGCGCGGGAAAGCGAGCGAGAAAGCGGCGACUCAGGUGGCACGGCUGGAGGCGCUGCUGAAGGAGGCCAUCCUGCGCGGCGCAAAGCUGAGCCGUGCUGCCGCCGAGGCCGAGGCUGCUCAGAACGAGACGGAGCGGCAAAAGCAGAGCUUGGAAAAGACUUUGGAGAGAGAGCGGCGAAAACGGGAGCGGGGAGCACAGCAGCGACGACUCCUCGAGACCGAGCUGCAAGGCUGCGAGCGGCGCUGCUCAGCGGCCGAAGGGAGGCUUUUGGAGUACCUCCAGGCGGCCUCCGAAGGCGCAGAGAAAGUGGUCGAAGCACACAUGCAGCACUUGGCCUUGGCCGGCACCAGUCUGGCAGCCAAGGUGGACGAACAGGCUGAGAUCAUCCAGGUGCUCCGCAGCCUGCUACAGGACCACAAGGACUUCAUCCGCCAGCAGUUGGGCUCGGAGCUUUCACUGCCCUCCUUCCCGGAGCCGGCAGAGUCGGAAGCCGGUGGGUGA